AUGUCCACCCACCAAUAUCGCUCCCAUGGUCAUCGGACAGAAAGAGACGACAAUGACGAUUAUUUGUUCCAACGAUUUCUGGUUGAAUCAGACACUAGGCCAAAUAGAGAACCAUCGCCUACAACUGAACAGUCUCAACAAGAACUACAGCAAGAUGUGCAGCAAGCCAUCGAUGGCAUAUUCAAUUCCCUUAGAAGGAAUAUGAGUUCGUCCUCUAAUAUAAACAGAGCUACUAACGUGGACCCAAGGAGAGGCGGAAACGAAGGAAUUAAUGUAGAUAACAGAAGGGCCGCAAACGCAAACGCAGUCGAUUCGCCGUUUUUAGCAAGACAGCAAAGUCCUCUUAGAACUUUUCUUAGAAAUCUAUUCAUUUUAGAUUACUUUAUUGGACUAAUACUAUUCCCGUUUUCCGUGUAUAACAUAUUGAGAAGUGGAUUCAAUUCAAUGACUUUUUCCGAGAAUGACUUUAUAAUUGAAAUUGUGGGGUACUGGAAAUUCGCGAAAAUUUUUGGUUCAAAUGGCACGACACUUAUUGCCUAUAAAGAUACAGGCAAAUUGGGACUACUUGGCAAAUUUCAUAAUAUUAUCGUAUUUUAUUCUUCCCCGAUGAUAAAAUUUAUAAUGAAAAGUGCCAAUGGUAAUGAAUCAAAGAUGGACUGGCUAAAACAAAUGUUUUCCAAAAUCUUCGAAUUAUUCGUGAAAUUCUCUACCAUCUUAAUAUAUUUAAUCUAUGGCGUGAGCGGUACUAUAUACAUGGUUACUGCAGGAUUUUUUUUUGUACUGUGUCUCUUGUUUACUGUUAUCAGAAGAUAUAAAGGCGUUCAUAGAAUACUGGUAAGCCAAAGAAUGUCAGGGCCAACUGUUUUUUAA
Messenger RNA from Saccharomyces eubayanus, 870 nucleotides. RefSeq names its product Asi2p (gene ASI2). Bases 1 to 870 code for a protein of 289 amino acids. The transcript has a single exon. The record is from RefSeq and is a predicted model, not a curated record. Lineage: Eukaryota; Fungi; Ascomycota; Saccharomycetes; Saccharomycetales; Saccharomycetaceae.